ACUUCUGAAAACGUAUCGGGACCAUGAUGAUCCCAAGCGUCAUCGCGCCCCCCGCCUUCUACCCGGGUCUGUACCGGCCCAGCCUGCCGCUGCACCACACCUUCCCCGCGCACUCCAGUUUCCUCGUGGAGGACCUGCUGCGGAUAAGCCGACCCGCGGCCUUCGUCAACCGGACGGCGGUUUCCUCCAUGCCCACCAGCACCAGCAGCACCGCCUCUUUCAGCGGAGGUCCGGUCCUGGAGCGCGCCCCGGCGGUGACGCGCGACACCUGCUCCCCUAAAGCAGCCAAGGACCCGACUUUCCUCAAGUUUGGAGUCAGCGCCAUCCUGGCGCCUUCACCCAAGUCCAGCUCCAGCGCGGCGGUCCACCCCCUGCAGGCCAAGAGCUUCCCCGUGCCCUGCUUUGACGGGAGCCUCCACCCCAUGUUCAGGACGCCAUAUUUACCAGCCUCGUCAUCGGUGGUUCCCAUCCCGGGCACCUUCUCCUGGCCGCUGGCCGCCAGAGGCAAACCCCGCAGAGGGAUGCUGCGCAGGGCCGUGUUCUCCGACGUGCAGCGCAAGGCCCUGGAGAAGAUGUUCCAGAAGCAGAAGUACAUCAGCAAACCCGACAGGAAGAAGCUCGCCUCCAAGCUGGGACUCAAAGAUUCACAGGUGAAAAUCUGGUUCCAGAAUCGGAGGAUGAAGUGGAGAAACUCCAAGGAACGAGAGCUGCUUUCCUCGGGCGGGUGCCGAGAGCAGACCCUCCCCACCAAAGCGAACCCACACCCGGACCUCAGCGACGUGGGCAAGAAGUCCUCCGCCGAGGAUGAGGAGGAGGAGGAGGAAGAGUUCGGCGCGGAGAGGACGACGACGGGAUCCGGCGUCUCCUCCCCCUCUCUCUCCAGCAAGCACUCGGACUUCUCAGAGUCAGACGAAGAAGAGAUAACAGUGUCAUAAGUAGGCGAUGUGCGAUUAGUUCGGUCGUGAGACUGUGAGACACGUUUGUCAGACGCCGUCAGCCGCCGGCGACGCGCUUCUGAGACUCGCUUUGCUGUUUUGCACAGCUUCGUUCAAUUGUACAGUAUUUCGUGCAAUUUUGUAUGGAAAUUUUAUGCCAAGAAUAUCGCGUUACUUUGACCUUGAAUAGAGUCGUUUAUUGAACAAAGA
Synchiropus splendidus (mandarinfish) is the source of this 1145-nucleotide messenger RNA. RefSeq names its product developing brain homeobox 1a (gene dbx1a). Gene Ontology annotation, molecular function: DNA-binding transcription factor activity, RNA polymerase II-specific; DNA binding. The transcript is spliced from 4 exons. Gene Ontology annotation, biological process: regulation of transcription by RNA polymerase II; cell differentiation in spinal cord. Bases 24 to 935 code for a protein of 303 amino acids. The record is from RefSeq and is a predicted model, not a curated record. NCBI's taxonomy places the organism in Eukaryota, Metazoa, Chordata, Actinopteri, Syngnathiformes, Callionymidae.